Molecule: messenger RNA, 3795 nt
Organism: Anguilla anguilla (European eel)
Lineage: Eukaryota; Metazoa; Chordata; Actinopteri; Anguilliformes; Anguillidae
Product: ubiquitin carboxyl-terminal hydrolase 5-like
Exons: 20
Coding region: 169-2703 (844 amino acids)
Biological process (GO): protein deubiquitination
Molecular function (GO): zinc ion binding; cysteine-type deubiquitinase activity; protein binding
Source: RefSeq, a predicted model, not a curated record
UGGUACUCAAACCCAGCCUUGUAUCAACUGAUGACACAGGACUGGAGAUAGGGAGGUGGGAGAAGAAUCAUUGGAAGAGGAGGGAGUGAGCGACUGGGAAAAUAGGGAGUUGGCUUAGAAAAAGGGAGGGUCUGAGAGACAGAAGCUAGCAAAUAAUUUAGUAGAGAGAUGGCUGAUGUGAGCGAGGUUUUGAUGUCGGUUCUGUCCACUAUUCGGGUUCCGAGGCCCGGAGAUCGUGUCCACAAAGACGAAUGCGCCUUCUCUUUUGCAAACCCGGAGGCAGAAGGUGGUCUAUAUGUGUGUAUGAACAGUUUCCUUGGCUUUGGUGCUCAGUAUGUGGAAAGACAUCACAAUAAGACUGGCCAGCGGGCGUAUCUGCACAUCAAGCGCACUCGUAAAGCACAGACAGAUGAGGACACAAAUUCUGACUCACCAAAAAAGAAGCCGACACGGUUGGCUAUUGGGAUAGAAGGAGGAUUUGAUGUAGAGCAGGAGCAGUAUGAGGAAGAAGUCAAGGUUGUCCUCUUUCCCGACAAACAGGAAGUGACUUUGGAGGACCUGACGACCAUGCCCGAUGUUGUGAGAGAGCGGGUGUCCCUGUCCAUGGCGGGGCUGAUGUCGGCAGACUCGGUGGGCCACGCCCUGCAGGUGCAGCAGUGGGAUGGCGAGGUGCGGCAGGAGUCCCGGCACGCGGCCGCGCUGAGCCAGCUGGACAACGGCGUCAAGAUCCCUCCCAGUGGGUGGAAGUGUGAUAUGUGUGGCUUGGAGGAAAACCUGUGGAUGAAUCUCUCAGAUGGGAAGGUGCUCUGUGGGCGCAGAUACUUUGAUGGCACUGGGGGCAACAAUCACGCUCUCCUGCACUUCCAGCAGACUGGAUACCCCCUAGCCGUAAAACUGGGUACUAUUACCCCCGAUGGAGCAGAUGUGUACUCUUAUGAGGAAGAUGACAUGGUUCUGGACUCGAAGUUACCAGAACACCUGGCUCACUUCGGCAUUGAUAUGAUGACCAUGGAGAAGACAGAGAGCACGAUGGCGGAGCUGGAGAUCGCGGCAAACCGGCGCGUGGGGGAGUGGGAGGUGAUCCAGGAGUCGGGGGCCAUGCUGCAGCCCCUGACGGGCCCCGGCCUCACCGGGAUGAGGAACCUGGGGAACAGCUGCUACCUCAACUCGGUCAUGCAAGUGCUCUUCACCGUGCCAGACUUCCAGCGCAAGUAUGUCUCCAACAUCGAAAAGAUUUUUGCCAACGCUCCAAGCGAUCCCACACAGGACUUCAAAACGCAAGUGGCAAAGUUGGGCCACGCUUUGUUGUCAGGAGAAUAUUCUAAACCUACCUGUGACUCUGAAGAUGACCCCAGUGGUUAUCAGGUCGGCAUAGCGCCACGAAUGUUCAAAGCAUUAAUUGGUCGAGGACACCCUGAGUUCUCCACCAAUCGGCAGCAAGAUGCUCAGGAGUUUUUUCUGCACUUCAUUAACAUGGUGGAGCGGAAUUGUCGUUAUGGGGAAAAUCCCUCGGAGGCCUUUCGCUUCCUGGUGGAGGAAAGGAUCGUGUGUCAGCAGUCAAACAGAGUCAAGUACACACAGAGGGUGGACUACAUCAUGCAGUUACCUGUGCCAAUGGAACAAGCCACCAAUGCAGAUGAGCUGCAGGAGGCGGAGCAAAUGCGUGUGGAGGCGGAGGCUGCUGGCGUGCCCCCGCCUCCCGCCCCCAGGGCUUCUAUUCCAUUUGAAGCCUGUCUGGCUGCCCUGAGUGAACCCGAGACUCUGAUGGACUUCUGGAGCUCAGCUGUCCAGGCUAAGACCACUGCCAGCAAAACAACCCACCUUGCCUCCUUCCCGGAUUAUCUCGUCAUCCAGAUCAAGAAGUUCACCUUUGGCCUGGAUUGGAUACCUAAGAAGCUUGAUGUGAGUAUUGAUGUGCCUGAAACACUGGAUCUGAGUUCGCUCAGAGGGACGGGGCUACAGCCAGGGGAGGAGGUGCUUCCGGAGGUGGCCCCGCCUCCUCUCAUGACCCCCGACGUGGAGGUCAAAGGUAUCCUGGGCUCCCACGGCAACGAGGAUGACGACUCGCUCUACUCCCCACUGCUGUCCCCUGUAAUGGACGACUCCAUAGUGUCCCAGCUGUGUGAGAUGGGCUUCCCCCUGGAGGCCUGCAGAAAGGCAGUCUACUGCACUGGGAACACUGGGAUCGAUGCAGCCAUGAACUGGGUGAUGGGUCACAUGGAUGACCCAGACUUCUCCGCCCCCAUGGUGUUGCCGUGCGGCAGCUCGGCGCCGGGGUCCACGCCCACCGAAACGAUAUCCGAGGAUCACUUGGCAACCAUCGUCUCCAUGGGUUUUGGCCGAGAUCAGGCCACGCGAGCACUGCGGGCCGCGAGCAAUGUUCUGGAGCGGGCCGUGGACUGGAUCUUCUCCCACCUGGACGACCUGGAGUCCAUGGAUGUGUCGGAGGGGGGGCGUUCCGCCGCGGAGAGCGAGGGCGGCAGGGAGCCCCCCCCUGGACCCCGCGUGAGGGACGGAGAUGGAAAGUAUGAGCUGUUUGCCUUCAUCAGUCACAUGGGAACAAGUACCAUGUGUGGUCACUACGUCUGCCACAUCAAGAAGGACCAGCAGUGGGUGAUCUUCAAUGACCAGAAGGUAUGUGCCUCUGAGAAGCCCCCCAUGGACCUGGGAUACCUGUACUUCUAUCAGAGAGUGGUUGAGUGAGAGAGAGGAGAGAGAGAUACCUGUACUUCUACAGGAGAGUGGCUGAGUGAGAGAGAGGGGAGAGAGAUACCUGUACUUGUACAGGAGAUUGGGUGAGUGAGAGAGAUACCUGUACUUCUACCAGAGAGUGGUUGAGUGAGAGAGAGGAGAGAGAGAUACCUGUACUUCUACAGGAGAGUGGCUGAGUGAGAGAGAGGGGAGAGAGAUACCUGUACUUGUACAGGAGAUUGGGUGAGUGAGAGAGAUACCUGUACUUCUACAGAGUUACUGAGAUACCUGUAGUUCAACAGGAACAUGACAAAGUGAGAGAGUGAGAGAUAUACCUGUACCUUUAUAUCAGAAUGACUGAGAGAAACCUAUCCCUGUGGGAGAGUACCUCACUAAAUGACAAAUACCAUCUAUAGGAGUGACUGAAUGCAAGAGAGGGGGGCGAGAGACUGGUACUCUCAUUUAGUUUGAGAGAGAGGUUAGAGGUACCUGUACCUCUACGGAAGAGUGACAGUGUGAGUUAGAGGACUGAGAGGGACCUGUGCUUCUGUUGUAAUGAAUGAGCAAGAGAGAGGGGUUGUGACAGAAGAGAAGCUCUGAGGCAGAAAGGAAGGAAGGGAUGCAAAUGGAACAGAUCUAAUCGUACGACUGGCACACACACAAGCGAGUGGCAGGUUAGAGGGAGGGAUGGAUGGACAGUAGGAGGUGUCCACCCUUUGUCACACCUCACUGACAUGCCUCUCUCAUGCCUCUAUCUCUUGUCUCUAUUGCCCCCCCCCCCCUCCUUCCCAAAACUCAUCAGCUCUCCAAACUCAACCUCUCUGUUCCUCUCCCCCCUGGGCAGCAGCUUUUGUGUUGUGUUAUAGCUGCUUCAGCCAAUUAAGUUCCUGCUCUCCCCUAUGAGAUAUAUAUUUAAAAAACCACUGACCAGAAAAAUUAAAAAUGAAAACUGAAUCCACUGUACACACUGUACAUGCACACUUCAGACAAAGCAGUGCUGCUUCUUCUGGCAAAUGUGGUAUGAAAGAGUGAUAACAAUGAGAAAGAGUGCGUUGCUGUGUCCCCCAUGCUGUGAAAAAUAAAAAUGUAUCUCUUCCUUGAAUG